This is a messenger RNA of Pseudoliparis swirei, 547 nucleotides long. It is a transcript of the gene rps27.1, whose product is annotated as ribosomal protein S27, isoform 1. Gene Ontology annotation, molecular function: structural constituent of ribosome; RNA binding. Lineage: Eukaryota; Metazoa; Chordata; Actinopteri; Perciformes; Liparidae. The record is from RefSeq and is a predicted model, not a curated record. Gene Ontology annotation, cellular component: ribosome; cytosolic small ribosomal subunit. The coding region runs from base 88 to 342 and encodes 84 amino acids. Gene Ontology annotation, biological process: translation; ribosomal small subunit assembly. The transcript is spliced from 4 exons.
UCCGGUCUGUGCUGCAAGGAGCCACUGAUAUCAACCCGUCGCUUCCGGUAAAGGCUCCUUUUCGGCAGCGACUAUUUCCUCGCCACCAUGCCACUCGCAAAGGACUUGUUGCACCCGUCCCCUGAGGAGGAGAAGAGAAGGCAUAAGAAGAAGCGUCUUGUACAGAGUCCUAACUCUUACUUCAUGGAUGUGAAAUGUCCAGGAUGCUACAAGAUCACGACAGUGUUCAGCCACGCUCAGACAGUCGUGCUGUGUGUUGGCUGUUCAACGGUCCUGUGUCAGCCCACUGGAGGCAAAGCACGCCUCACAGAGGGGUGCUCCUUCAGGAGGAAGCAGCACUAGCCGCUCUCCCGGAGCUGAAGGGGAGAGGAGGGAUGGACCGGUGGAUAUCAGCGCCGUGUGGACCCAGUGGUCUGAUCUGAACGAGACCUGCAGACCAACGAGACGGCAGAAGGGUUUCCACUGUUCCCGUUCACAGAUCGGUCGUUGCUGUAACUCCACCCUCCAACCCUGUCUCUCUAAUAAAAUGUUUUUUUGGCUAAAGAAA